Messenger RNA from Sphenostylis stenocarpa, 684 nucleotides. Lineage: Eukaryota; Viridiplantae; Streptophyta; Magnoliopsida; Fabales; Fabaceae. The record is from the annotation of a GenBank genome assembly.
AUGUCGAAUGACUCAAGUUUCACUACAUCUGACAAAUAUGAAAGAGUAGGACCUGAUUACUUUGGGUAUUACUCUGCUGAAGUUGUAAAUCUAUUGUCACUAGAUGAGGAUGUUCUUCCUGUUUCAAACGAAUUACCUGAGCUACCUAAAAGUAAAUAUGAAGAAGGAAGAAAACAGAAUUUAGUCAAUCAAAGUGGAAAUUGUUCUGGUCCGCUAUAUAGUAAUGGUGUUGGUGCUGGGCUUUCCGAUUUUAAAAAGGACAGAUUAAAAUCCCUUCUCAGACAGAGUGUCAUUUCUCUUUCUUCUGAAGUUGAUGAGGUGGUUGAGCCUGUUUUUGCGACAUAUCAUUUGCAAUCCAAGCUAAAAUGUAAAUCACAUUCAGUGAAUGGUACUCCGAGUGUAUCUAACGAUGUUGUGCAAGGUCAUAGUAAAAAGCUAAAUGUGUCCUCAUCUUCAUCUUCAGCCAAGUUUCUUGAACAAACUACUAAUGUCAAUCCCCAAUGCAGUAGCAAGAUUAGUGAUGAUGUUAAGUUACUACUAGAGAAUGAUAGUGAGGAGGUCGUGGAGAUGGUGAAGAAAUAUUCCAAUGAACUCUCUAGAACGCUAGGUUAUAUGGAAGAAAAGCUUGAGUUGCUUCUUGAUACUACAAUGCUCAAGUGCAGGUAUUUUGCGAUACUUUUAUAA